AUGGAGAAGGGUGAAAGGAUAGCAGCCCCAACUGUCAAAGUGAGAGAGUAGGCUAUUAUGGAUAGGGCAGGUACUUUUGUGUAGUUCCAGUCCCUAGAAGUGAGGACAUAGAUAAUAGUAACAUAAUAUUCAGGGCUGUCUAAUUUGAGUAUAAUUGAGUCUGUUUCUUGUGAUGUUUUCUGUCCUCAGAUACAGAGAGCUGUGAAAGCCUGUCUGCAGAUGAAGAGGUCCCAAUGAAUAUGAAGAGCAGUGGUUCUCAGUCCUGGUCCUGGGGACUCAAAGGGGUGCACAUUUUAGUUUUUGCCUUAGCACUACACAGCUGAUUCAAAUGAUCAACUCAUCAUCAAGCUUCAAGUGGUAUUUAUGUAUUCAUUUGUGAUGCUAUCCUUGAUGUGAUCCUGCUGUUGUCAUAUGUGUACACAUGCAUCUAUCUAUCCAAUAUUAUCAUGAUUUGUUAUAAGAUAUAUAAUACUUUAGUAAUCCACAAUGACCUGGUGAUGUAAAAGUCUUAUAAUGACAUUAUCUUCCAUAUUCCUACAGAUACCUUGCAACUGGAGAUUCCUUCAAAACGAUUGCCUACAGUUACUGUCUAGGGCACUGCACGGUUGGGUGACCAGGGCCAUCUGGGACUGCCUCCUGGGGAAAUUCAGGUGUGUGAAGGCUACCUGUGUCCUGCAUAACUUCAUGACAAUGGACACGAGGACCAGGAGGAGAUCUGCAGUUCACCGACGUGUGCCAGAGGAGAGGUCUGCUACUCUGCAGGAUGUUUCAAGGAUGGGGGCCAACAACACAGCACAGGAGGCAAUCCAUGUGUGGGAGAUCUUCACCUCCUACUUCUUCGAAGAGGGUGCUGUUCCCUGGCAACACCAUAGACUACACUAUGCACAACCAAAGGCUCUUUUAAGAGCCAUUCACAUUUCAAUAAGAGUAUUCUUCCAUUUACUUAGCUAUGUCAACUGCAGUUAUUCAAUUGAUUUCUACUUGCUGUUUAGGUAAGGGUGAUGUCUGUACAAAAACAAAACAGGCUCCUUUAAGAGUCACCCAUAUUGAAAUUUUUUUGUACAAUUAGACACCCUAUAACCCACAGCUACACACUCGUGUAUCAAUCUGAUUGAUGGAUUGUGUUGUGCAGUAAGCAGGCUCAGGUGUAUAACUGUGGCUCCUUCCACCUUCAAAGAAUAGGCAAGAGGACCAACCAUGGAGAAUAGUAAGACACUUAAUUAUUUAUAUUUAUAUAACUACGCUAUAUUGUUUGUCCUCGUGUGUCUGUGCAUGUUUUUCAGUAUAAAGUACUCUGCAGCCACUUAGUGUGGACAACAGGUGAGGCAACACACACAGAUUCCUGUUGAACACGGUCUCUUUAACUACCUUAUUUUCUCAAUAACAGUCUCUCUCCUUCACUUCAUCCCUCUCCCCCUUCUCCCUAAAUCCUCUAGGUUAUAUCAGCUGUGUCGGUGAACCCCUCCCGCAUCUGACCUGGCUACAUAGAGGGCACUGCAUCUUCAGAGGUGAGAGGUCACUUGGUCGGGUCAACAGGAAGUAUUAUUAAAGAGAUGCUUUACAUUGAAAUACAGAUAGAGAUGUAGUAGUCCCAGAGUUAAUGAUCCAAGGUCAGUUUUGCAUUUCACCUCCUGAUGAUUAUGAUGACUGACAGUGUUAGCAUGAUUAAGCCUUGUGUUUUUUUUUAUUCUAUCUCUCUCCAUCUGUCUCUCAUCUGCAGGUAUGUUUUGAUGUGAGAGAGGAUGCCAACCCCCAGUCCCGUCAUCGCCACCUCACCCGCUCUUAAGAUAACCUUUGGGCCAACUGGGGGCCCAAGGCAGGUCAGGAGACACCACUAGAGACACUAUUAUGUAAUUGUGAUGAACUGAGAGAAUAUGAAGUUUAGUAGCACUGCAACAUUAAUCAUAUGCAGUCUUCCCUGCUCCUCUGUUCUUCCCUCUUUCCCUUUCUGUAUUUUACACUCUUUCUCACACCUCUCUCCCCACCUCCUCUUUCUUCCUCUGUUUUUAUAAUGCACACCAGAUGUGCAUUGAAGUACAGAUUGAACUUUUAUUUAUAAUAUAUAUUACAAUUAUAAUAUUUAUAAUGCGUGUAUUAUGUAUUUAGAACACUUGGAUAAUUAACUUCUUCAAUAAAGCAUUUCACAUUCUCUACUGGUUGAAAUUAAGUCUCUCAUUUUAUGAAAUACUACACCUAUCCUGUGUCCUCAGAUCAGUGCAAAUGAAGGAAACUAGAUAUUGAGAUGAACCGGUUUUAGAGUAUUUACAUGAUGCAUAGGAAGUGUAGUGUACUGUUUUUUAAAUUCUGUUUCUGUAUAUAUGAAUUACAAAUCAGGCUUUAACUAGUUAAAUCAUGUUUCUAGUCUAUUGCAUAGUUACAAUGUGUAACCGUUGGACCAGGACCAGGAUUGGUAAACACUGUUGAAGUGUAUAAUUCAGGGGCGCAACUUUCACUGGGGAUGGGGGACAUGUCCUCCCCACAUUCUGAAAUUGCAUUUUAUCAUUGGAAUGUGAUACAAAACGAGGCAACGGUGUGCUUUAGGACCAUGCGGAUGCAUCCAAGCAGUCGGGUAGGCUGUUUGGAGUGUUUAUCUGACUGGAUAAAAAUUAUAUUAUGCUACAUGGCUAGCUACACAUCCAUAGGCAUACAGGUAUUUCUAUCCUCCACUACACAAUAAGCAAGCAAAUAGUUAGCUAGCUAUGUUACUUCAGCUGCAUUGCAUGUCAAAUAUCUGCAAGACAAGCUUACAAAAUUCUACAUUCAAUUUGCAGUAAAUGCUUUAGCAAUCUAGAUUCUUUAUAUCCACUGUUUCACCAGACGACAGCCUGGUUUGCUGGUUUUCUCAGGAGUUGCUAAAACAUUAAACAACACGAAUGACAAUUUCAUUCUCAUGUCACAACGCCCAUAAAGUUAGCUAGUCCGCUAGCUUGCUAAAUAGCCAUUUACGUAAAUUAACUUUAUGACCAGAAAUAUGCACUUGGGAAAUGCUGAAUGUUUUCACCGCCUCCCACGCCACAUUCGUGCUGCCCAACAGUCCCCCGCCCACUCUGCUUCUCACCACUCCUUCCACCCUGCACGGCACUGCGUGCUAGUGUACAUAAAGGGUAACGAGGCUAUAUACAAGGAGUACCAGUACCGAGUCAAUGGGCAGAGGUACGAGGUAGUUGAGGUAAUUGAGAUACAUUUGGUGUAUCAUUUUAUAACCGAAGGGACUGCGGGUUUACGACUAUCACUAGUGUGCACGUGUGUGUGUGUAUGUGUGUGUGAGAGAGAGAAAGAGAGAGAGAGAGAGAGAGAGAGAGAGAGAGAGAGAGAGAGAGAGAGAGAGAGAGAGAGAGAGAGAGAGAGAGAGAGAAUGUUUAUUUAUUUUCCCUUUUGUACUUUAACUAUUUGCGUAUCAUUACAACACUGUAUAUAGCCAUAAUAUGACAUUUGAAAUAUCUCUAUUCCUUUGGAACUUUGUGAGUGUAAUGUUUACUGUUCAUUAUUUUAUUGUUUAUUUCACUUUUGUUUAUUAGCUAUUUCACUUGCUUUGGUAAUGUAAACAUAUGAGAGAGCGAGAAAGAGAGAGGCAGCACACUCAAUCACCUCUGAACAGUCUGAGCAGGAUAGGGCCCUGGAGUGUUCCUCACUCUUAGCACUGUGCUGCUGUUACGCCCCUGAAAAAGGGGAGAAAUAAUCACGAGAGUGAUGCGGUUAUGUUUCCUCACUGAUGCGGGUAUGUUUCCUCACUGACAACUUUAGUGUAAUGAGGAAAAGACCGCAAUUUCCCCGGGAACUUGGGUGUAGACCAGAGCAAUCGAUCUCAGGCUCAUAGAUUAAGAGCAUUUAGUAGAUCACAGAUUAACACUUUUACCCUUAAAUUAGGCACCACAAAAUAAAGUAAUCAAUAUAACGUUUACACAUUCCUUUUACAAUUUUAACUUUUUAACACAAUUAUAUGAAUUUGAUCAAUCUCUAUGAACUAGUACUGAAUGCAUGACUGAAUGCAUGAUCUUUUUAACCUUAGAUAUUUUAAGAUCCUCACAUACCAUGAACUUACUAAUACCUUUUAGUGUAUAACAGGCUAUGAGUAUUUCCUUCAACCUGUCACACGCUCCCUGACAAAAUAAAUGUUGUCCCAACAUUACCAACAUUGUCUUCUUAAACAGUCUAAAUGCACUGGACGUAGAAAAUCCUCUUCUGUAAGCUAGUACUUGAGCAGAGGUCAAAGUUCACAGUUAAAAUAGAACCAAUAAGUUAUAUUCACAGUCCAUAUCUGUUGACCAGCUAUAUAAACAGUCCAUAAGCAGUCUUUUCUCAUACUAUUGUCAACAGUCCAUCAGUUUUAAUGAUCUAUAUGCAUAGUCAGCAAAUUGUCUCUUGUGACAGUCUGUGAAAUCAGUCAGUAGUCCAUGGUCAAACAUGUCAACUCUGUAGCCUCAUGUUUGCUGAAGUCCAUACAUGUAGGGUGGCUGAAGGUAAUAUCGCUGUAGUGAUGGCAGCCAUGGAACCAGUCCUGGUGCAGGGUAGACAGGGAACAACUGUGGCUGUAUACUGUAGCAGGAAGGGAUACCAAGCUGAUCAUAGGUGAUACGUCUUGGAGGGUGUCUCUCUCUUUGUGGCAGCUGGUAGGCUGGUUCCUCAGGUUCAGCAGCAGCAGUUAAUGAAGGAAAGGCACUUAGUGGACGAUCAUCAGGCAAAUUUUCAGCAGGCAAGUUAAUCUCCUCAGCAGGCAGGUCUUUAACUGUUGUUGUCUCCUCCAGCUGCUUUUCAACAAGAGGCUGUGCUGGUAACGUAUCAGGAACUGGCACUGCAACUGUCUGUUUCACUGGUGGGGGCCUGUGUUCCGACUCUCUCGCUGGUUCAGCAUACCUCUCCUCAGGUACUGUAGGAGAUGUGGGGACCUGUAGCGGCUCAUGAUGAAGGUCAUAUUCAUCCUGCUGUCUUCAUCUGAAUCUAGAGGCUGUGAUGCAGGCUGAUGUCUCUUUUUUUUCUUACUUUUGUCAUCUUUAGUCAUUUCUGGUUGUGUCUCAAAAGGUAAGUGGUCACAGGACAUGCACAGGUUUCUGCGCAGGACCCGGGAGCGUCCCCUACCCUUUUCUGGUCUCAACUCAUAAAUCGGCAGGUCUGAACCCAUUUGUCUCACUACUGUGUGAAUUUGAUCUUCCCAAUAGUUACGGAGUUUGCCUGGUCCUCCUCUUGGUGUCAGGUUUUUAAUCAGAACUCGCUCGCCAGGCUGUAGCACUGAACUCCUAACUUUAGUGUCAUAGUACUUCUUACUUCUUUCAGCAGCUUUUUGAGCAUUUUCAUUUGCAAUGGCGUAUGCUUCUUCCAUCCCUCAUUUCCAGUUCUCCACGUAGUCUCACUGGUUACUGGAACCUGCCUCUGUGCACAAUCCAAAGAGCAUAUCAACUGGAAGCCUGGGUGAUCUCCCAAACAGAAGAUACAAUGGUGAAUAGCCAGUCACUUCGCAACAGGUGCAGUUAUAGGCAUAAACCAGUUUGUUCAGGGACUCCUUCCAAUUUGACUUUUGCGUCUCAGUUAGUGUCUUUAGCAUUUGCAACAAUGUUCUGUUCAUUCGUUCCACUUGACCGUUCCCCAUCGGGUGGUAGGGUGUUGUUCUGGACCCCGCCAUGCCACUGAGUUUCUUUAACUGAUGGAACAACUGAUUUUCGAAUUCUCCCCCUUGGUCAUGUUGGAUGCGGGCGGGGAACCCAAACUUCAAGGCAAAGUCAUUGAAGAUGAGAUUUGCAGCAGUUUUUCCUGACUUUGAUGUGGUGGCGUAGGCUUGGGUGAAACGUGUAAAAUGAUCAACAAUCACGAGGAUGUACUCAUAUCCCCCUUUGCAUCUGUCGAGAUGGAGGAAAUCUAUACAUACCAGUUCAAAUGGCUGUGUUGUCACAAUGUUUGUCAGAGGAGCUCUUGUUUCAUGGCCUGGCUUUUUCUGCUUGACACAGCUACAAGUUUUACAUUUACAUUUACGUCAUUUAGCAGACGCUCUUAUCCAGAGCGACUUACAAAUUGGUGCAUUCACCCUAUAGCCAGUGGGUUAACCACUUUACAAUAAUUUAUUUAUUUAUUUAUUUAUUUAUUUAUUUUGGGGGGGGGGGUAGAAGGAUUACUUUAUCCUAUCCCAGGUAUUCCUUAAAGAGGUGGGGUUUCAAAUGUCUCCGGAAGGUGGUGAGUGACUCCGCUGUCCUGGCGUCGUGAGGGAGCUUGUUCCACCAUUGGGGUGUCAGAGCAGCGAACAGUUUUGACUGGGCUGAGCGGGAACUAUGCUUCCGCAGAGGAAGGGGAGCCAGCAGGCCAGAGGUGGAUGAACGCAAUGCCCUCGUUUGGGUGUAGGGACUUAUCAGAGCCUGAAGGUACGGAGGUGCCGUACCCCUCACUGCUCCAUAGGCAAGCACCAUGGUCUUGUAACAGAUGCGAGCUUCAACUGGAAGCCAGUGGAGUGUGCGGAGGAGGGGGGUGACACAUAGUCACAUAGUGCUCGAUGUCAGAUUGCAUAUAUGGCCAGAAGAAGCGGUCACGUACUAGUGAUACAGUGCGGUCAGUACCUUGGUGUCCCAUGUUAUUGUGCAACUCUUCCAUCACUUUACCUUUAUACUGCUCUGGUAGAACUAACUGCUUGCGGGCUGUAGUGAUUCUGUACAGAAUGCCAUCACUGUCUAUUGUCAAUUUGUCCCAUUCUCUGAAUAGGCAUUUUGUCUUUGGACUAGAUUCCUUUUGCUCUUUAACUGGCGGUUUGGAACCAGACAGUUUGAAAUCGAGCACAGGACAGAUGACCGGAUCAGACUCUUGUGCUUCUCUUAUCCCAUCUUUUGGAAUCGAGCUGAUUGUUGCAGUGGUUGUCUCACCUUCAGCUGAUACUGACAUAGAUGCAGCUGAAAGUGACCAAGGUACAACAGACUCUUUCUGUAACUCAACUGCUUGUAUUGUGGCGGCAAUGGUGUCUGGUGGAAGCUCCUCAGAACAUUCUCUCAUCAGUGACUCUACAUCCAGUGGCAUCCUCGACAAAGCAUCUGCAUCACUGUUCUCUCUGCCUGGCCUGUACUUUAUUGUAAAGUGGAAAUCAGCCAAUUCUGCAACCCACCUGGAAGUGGUUGCAUUCAGUUUUGUAGUAGACAGAAUGUAGCUGAGCGGGUUGUUAUCGCUGUAUACAGUGAAGGUCGGAGCAUAGUACAAAUAAUCGUGGAACUUAUCAGUGAUUGCCCAUUUUAGAGCUAGAAAUUCUAGCUUACCAGAGUGGUAGUGCUAGUUCUUCUCAGCUGCUGUUAAGGUUCAAGAACCAUAAGCAAUGACCCUAAGCUUCCCAUCUUGCUCUUGAUAAAGAACUGCUCCCAAGCCUUGGUGUGACGCAUCAGUGUGUACAACAAAUGGCUGAGUGAAAUCAGGGAAACCUAAGACUGGUGGGUGAAGCAAACACUCAAUCAGCUGUUCAAGUGCCUGUUGAUGCUGGUCAGUCCACAGGAUUGGCUUGUUUGAGGGCACCACAUGACUUACUUUCUUUGUUUUUGUUUUCCGUGGGUGGUCAGGUAAUUUCUCUGAAUCUGCUUUCAGGAGGUCAUACAGACAGCUGGCCCUCCUAGAAAAGUCUUUGAUGUACUGUCUGUAGUAAGUGAGUAAACCAAGCAUUUUUCUGAGCUGGCCUACAGUCUCUGGUCUGAUUUCUUUCAACGCUCUUACUGCUUCAAAAUCGGCUGGGUCAACUCUGCUGCCCUCUGCAGACACUAUUCUGCCCAAAUAACGGACCUGGGGUUUAAAGAGAUCACACUUACUUGGCUUGAGUUUGAUGCCGUACUCUCUGAGACGCUGCAAAACUUUUCGCACAUCAUUCACAUGGCUGUCGAAAGUUUUACUGAAAACUAGCGUGUCGUCCAGAUAAGGAAUGCAGAUGUUAUCCCGGAGCCCUUCCAAACAUUCCUCCAUACAAUGCUGAAAAGCUGCAGGAGCGUUCAUGAGGCCGAAUGGCAUACGUAUCCACUCAUAGAGUCCCCACGGGGUCACAAAUGCUGUCAGUGAUCUGCUUUCUUCAGAGAUGAACCCCUGGUGAUACGCUUUUCCCUGAUCUAAGAGGGAGAACCAGGAAUUACCACCUAAACUGUCCAUGAUGUCCUGGACCCGAGGGAUGGGCUGGCGGUCGGGAUGUGUCUUUCUGUUCAGGUCUCUGUAAUCUAUACACAACCGGAGGGUCCCGUCCUUCUUUCUAACGCACACGACAGGUGAAGAAUAUGAAGAGUUUGACUUCCUAACCCAGCCCUGGGUUAUGAGGUCAUGAAGGUAACCCUUCAUCUCCUGAUACAGUGGCCUGGGCACUGACAUGUAUGUGCGCCUGACUGGUUCAGAGUCCUUUAGAGAAAUAGUCAUUUUCAAUCGUUCAAUGCAGCCAAUGUCAUUGUCUGAUCUGGAGAAGGAGUGACACUCUUCUCUAAGCAUUUGCCUAACAACCUCUCUCUGCUCUUCGGUUAGGUGACUUAAACCUACUGUUGGAUCCCACUGUUCAGUAGCAGUACAUGGGGUUCGAACGCUGGUGUGAUUCACUGUGGCUGGGGUGACAGCUUUUUCAAAGACUUGGGUAGGUAACACAGUCAUAAUUGUUUGUACUGUACUGAUUAGUGUGCGUCCUAGCAGGGCAAUGUUGUGGUCAGUGGGGUUAGAGACAUCAAGCAUGAUAACUGGAAAAACACCUUUACUGACUCUGACUAGUGUGUCAAAGAACUCAAGUUCAUCUGGCCACUGCAGGUUCAGGUCUGGCUGGAAAAGCAUUGUCAUGUCCUCUUUGAAAGGCUGGGGAGCUACACGGCACUCAAUCUGAAUGCUACUGUGUUUUGGUACAGCAAUCUUCUCUUUCUUGGUUUUCACUGCAUAUUCAUCUGUCUGUAUAAAAGCUCUCACCUUGUUUAUUUUGAGGCUUGGGAAAGCUUUUUUCACUGUACUGUACCGUUUAGUCUUUUCGGUCAUUGUCAGGAUGUGCUCGAUAACAUUGAAACCUAUGAUGGGAUGAGAUAGGUGACAGCCUUUCAUUACCAGCACUGGGAUGAUCAGUUCCUUUGUUUGGUCAGUUUCAGAGGCUAGCCGAAAAGUUGUUUCAAUCAUCCCAGGUACGGCAUUUCAGUGUCAUUUGCUGCAGUCAAUCUUAGAUCAUCAGGUGAGUCCAGCAUUUCUGAAACAUCCCUCAGCCUUGCGUUUGGGAGAGAUUCCUCUUUCCAUCGUUCAUCAAUGACCGAUACCUGAGAGCCUGUGUCCCAUAGGGCUUGGAGGUGGUGGCGAUUCAGGUGACACUCAAUAAGGCACUGUUUGCCGACUAGUGAGGUGACCUUAUGGGGGUGGCAAACUUGAGCUAGGGAUGGUAAAGAGUGGGCAUUUUCCUCUGUACAGGAAAGCUUUUCACUGGUAGAGUCAAUUUUCAGGUGAGUGCAUUUUUCCUUAUGUUUAGUCCAAUGUUGGUUUUGACAUCCUUUGGAACAGUACAGUGUUUCUUUACAUGAUGAACAUUGUUUCAGGUUCUCAAAUGAAUCUUCUCUGGCACAAUUUGCAAAUUUCUGGGACUUUUUGGUAGCUACGGUUAACACUCGUCCCUCAGCGGUAACCCUUCCCCGUUUAAAAGGGGCCUCUUUUGAUGGUCUGACUCCCCGGAUUUUACAUCCAGCUUGAAAAUGUUCUCCACUCCCACAUCUUAAGCAGUGUGUGCAGCGUGCAUCUAUUCUGGCCUGCUGGCAGACAAAACACCUCCUUGGAGCUUGAGCAGAGCGGUUGGUAUACAGGUUAGGUGCAUAUUGAUGCUGCGCAGGGUCAGGUGCUUGGGGCUGACUGUAGUUGCUGUAAUGCUGCUUCUGGGAAACAGGUGGCUGGGGGUCCCUAUCUGGCCUUCUAACUGGAGGUGGGGCAUAGGCGUAAGGCGGUGACUGAAACAUAGGCUGCUGUAAUGUCUCCUUAAUCUGAGCAAUCUCUGCACUGAGACCUUUUAGGGAAGCUACACCUGUCUUAAGUUCAGCUAACUCUGUUAACAGUUCUGCGGGUAUCUUAGCUUUGGCUUCCUUCACAGGACACUUUGCAGAUGGCGUAUCUUCUAACUGGACUACACUUACAGUUGUAGCAGGCUGUGGGGCAUUAAACCGCUUUUUGUUUCGUCUUUCUAUCUCAUUAGCACAAGCAAUGUUAAGCUUCUCUAGCAAAACCUCAUCCGAUGUUUCGCUAUCUAGCAGGAGAGGCUGCAUGUCUAUCCUGAUACUGUCACUCUGGAGACCUGUAAGGACUGUGUGUAAACACAUGCACUGGACUAGAGCAGGGUCAUACCCUGAUUCUGACUCCUGGGACGCAAAUAGUACUUUCUGCCUCAAAUCUAAGACGCACAUCAGGAAGCUUUGAGGGGUCUCCUUGCUAUGCUGUGCUUCUGAAGCUAGCUCUUUGUAAAGCUCUGUUGCACUCUUCUCUUGGAAGUGGGAACGCAGGAUGCAUCUAAGUGUGGGAAGAGUUAGCUGGGGUUUACCUUCCAAGUAGCUGCGUAGCUCUGAGCCUGGAGAAAUAGCCCUGAUUACCGCAUCUACUAUUUCUACCUCAGGAUAGCCUCUGUUAAAUCCAUUCUCAAUCUGAUGGGCAAGGCUGGAAAAAGUCAGUUUAUCUUUCUGGCCCGGUUCACCUAUCUGACCAGAAAAUUGUAACUCCUUGCGCCAGUAUGAGGCGGGCUGUGCACUGGGUGAGGGCUGCAUGCUCCCCUGAAGAUGGGCAGGGGGUUGGGGCUGGCGCAGAGAAUCACUGGCUUUUCCGGCUGUUUCAAUAUCAUGGUCAGUUUGCCCUGCUUUGUUAUCUAUGCCACUAAUCAUCUCUGUCAUUUUGUCUUUAAGUAGCAACAAUUCCGACAUGCCGCCAUCGUCUAACUCUGCAACUUCCUAUCUUUCAAGGAACAUCAUAAUGUGAGUCAUCAAUGAUAUGCGGGAUUUGUCUUGAACAUCUCUUCUCUGUUCGCCUGUUAUGUCAAGGAAAUCACAUACGUCUAGUAACUUUUCUUUAGUCAGGGUGUGCAAUUCUCCUACUACCUCUUCCUGUAGUUCUUCCAAGGCGGUUGUCAUGUUGACAGGAGGAACUUUUACUGUGCAGGAGUUGACUCUGAAUUAGAUGGUCCUUACUGUCUCUGAUGGUCUCUCAAUGGCCUCAGUUGUCACGUACUUAACCACCAACUUCCAUCUCCCCUCGAACAGCAACACUUUCCUUACUGCAGCCUGCCUGGGUUGUUAUGUGGGGAUUUAGCUGGCUCGGAAUUCAGCGACCAGGAUGUGGAAACCGGACAUCUGAGCAGCAAUCUCAGCGGAGCCUCCAAAAUGUUACGCCCCUGAAAAAGGGGAGAAAUAAUCACGAGAGUGACACAGUUAUGUUUCCUCACUGAGAACUUUAGUGUAAUGAGGAAAAGACCGCAAUUUCCCCGGGAACUUGGGUGGAGAUCAAAGCAAUCGAUCUCAGGCUCAUAGAUUAAGAGCAUUUACUAGCUCACAGAUUAACACUUUUACCCUUAAAUUAGGCACCACAAAAUAAAGUAAUCAAUAUAACGUUUACACAUUCCUCUUACAAUUUUUACCCUUUGUACGCUUGACGGGUUUUAACUUUUUAACACAAUUAUAUGAAUUUUAUCAAUCUCUAUGAACUAGUACUGAAUGCAUGAUCUUUUUAACCUUAGUCACACUGCUCCCUCUUCACUAACUGGGCAUUGUUGUCUCUCCACCCACUCAGAAGCUAUUGCUACAAAGUGGAUAGCUCCACUUUCUCUGCAGGAUUGUACAAAUCACUACCUGUUAGUCUGCUCAGAGAUAACCAACAGAAUAACACACCUGCAAUGUUCUUAAAGAUGGAGAUAAAGGUUUUGAUUGGACUUCAUCUACAGUAUGCAUCUCAAAAACAUAUAAUAGUAAUGCUAACAUGUGGCCUCCCUAAACUCUCUCCAAUACUAGCUCUCCAUACUCCCCAUUCACAGUUUCUCUCCUCGUCUUUCCUCUCCUCUUCUCCAGAACUUGUACCAGAACAGGUUUCUGGGACUCGGACUAGCAGGUAUGGCAUCCCCGUCUCGUUCGUCCCAGAACCGCCGGCGCUGUAAGCACCCGAUCCGCCACAGCUACAAUCCCGAGCAGUUCCCUAAUGUCAACUUCCAGAACGGCUUUCCCGAGGACGUGGCGACCAUGCACCGCUCGACCAGCGACACAGACCUGGUGACAUCACACAGCCGUUCCACGCUCACCGUCAGCACCUCGCUCUACGCCAUCGGUCAGACCCAGGACAUCCUCAUCUGCUGGGACAUCAAGGAGGAGGUGGACGCUGGGGACUGGAUCGGCAUGUACCUCAUUGGUGAGCACUGCCAUAAAAAAUGUUAGAACAUUUUUACAAUGGAUUUUCAUAGAAGCAAUAAGUAACAGUAGAUGAUAGAGGCAGCUAGAGACAGUGAGAUGAAGAGCAGUUUGUUUCCAAUCUUGUAAAGCUGUUACACAUACUGCAUGUGAUCUUCUUUGAAGUUGCUUGUGAGGAAGAGGAAGAAAUGUCUAGGACAGGAACUAGAAUGUCAAGUCUACAAGGGACUGUAUGUACAGUACAUAGAGUGCAAUGCGAUGACUCCGGUCAUGUCCGGUCAUGUCAGGUCUGCAUUCCCUUAUCAUUUGAGGUAAUCUAAAGGUGUUGAUGUGGUGUCCUGAUAAGGUGUUGUGGGGCUCAGACACAGUUAAUGUAACAUAUCCACAGGUAACUGACAAUGCUUGUGUGAUAAUGUAAUGUGACUUUGUAUCUCACCUUUCCUCCCUCUCUUUCCUCUCUCUCAGAAGAAGUUUCGUCUGAGAACUUUCUAGACUACAAGAGCCGCGGAGUGAAUGGUUCCCACAAGGGCCAGAUAGUGUGGAAAAUUGAGGCCAACUCCUAUUUUGUGGAGUGUAAGUGCAUUUCUGGAAAUACAUCCAAAACCAGCUACAUUACAGUACACAACAUCCCCCACAAACUGAGAGAGCUGUUUUAUAACGGAUGUAGCAUCUAGCGCUCAGAACAGGACACUGCUUCGUCAGGGCAUAUUGCAUAUCUUUACAUAACACUGAAACUAUCUCAUAACUAUUUUGUUUCUCAUUACCAUUGUGACCAUUUUGUAUCAUGCAUAUCUGCAGACUUCCAUAAGUUUCAGGAUUUCCCUGUAGAAUCACAAAUCCUUCUUACUCUGCACAGAUGAAAGCAAGUCUAUUAGGCAAGGGAUUCCCAUCAAUAAAAUAAUUUACAUCAUUUACACAGCCAAAUGAUCCCAUUAGUUCCACUAGACUAGAACCCACACUGACUGUAUAGUACAGUAGGCCCCGGUGUGGACAGCUCUGGUUAGACACAAAGUGGAUCUAUGAGUAAUUACCAUAGGGCUAUCCUCCUCUCAUCUGGUCCUGCUAAUGUAAGGCUUUGUUAUCUGUGGGUGAUUUUGUUAUUUAGCUAACACUGCUUAUUGCUUAUUUACCUAAAGUAAGACUCAUCCCUCAAAGAGCUCCUCCCACCUCAUCAGUGGGGACAGCUCAUUCGCAAGAAUCAGAUAUCAAUCAAUAUUUUAGCCAAUACCAUUCGCUGGUGCCUGUGUGCCUCCCUGUAGGCUCAGUGGUGUUGAUUCUAAAGCAUCUCAAUUUAGCUACCACAGUAGAUUAGCAGCUUGGAAAGCAGCCACUGAGAUUCUUAUCUCUCUGUGUAAUUAAAGUGAAAGUAUGAUCUGUCUGUGUCAGACUCUCCGCUGCUAAUAACCAUGUAGCUGAGGACAGUCAGCUCUCUCUCUCCCCCAGUUUAUUGGCAUGCUGCUCACAACAGCUUUCUUAGGUCACGCUGGUGUGGCUCUGGCCUGUUUUUGAGAGCUGUCCAACUGUGAAACGUGAUAAAGGUGCCAAUAAACAGAGAAAUAAUGUAUAAUGCAAACAGUAGGUCAUUCUAAAAAGAAAGGACAAUCUCUCUCCUGUUCAUAAACUAACCCAUGUCCGCUCUCUUCUGUCAUCUGUCUCUUCUUUCCUCUCAGUGGAGACCAAGAUCUGUUUUAAAUACUACCAUGGUGUGAGCGGGGCACUGCGUGCCACCACCCCCAGUUUGACUGUGAAGAACCCCUCGGUUCCGGUGAGUGUGUAGGACUACUUAGACCCAACCUGGUAUUAGUGCUACAUGGGCUCUAUGUGUUCAUAUGGGCUUCUCAAAGGGCACUGAAGUAAGAGAUGGUGGGUGAAUUACAAUGGAUCUACUGUAUGUCUUUCCAUCUCAAGGAUAUAUUUUUCCAUUGUCUGGGUUGAAGCUUAUCACUAGAGCCUAGAGUGGUCAGAAACAAAUCCUGACUGUUCCAGAAAGGGGUCAGCAUCUCAUCUGUUGUCCAGUGUUACCUGGAUUACUAGGGGUUAUCAGACGUGACAUAAAGGGAAGCUAUAUUGGGUUUAGCAAUCCAUUAGAUUGGUUAGCCUUCUUUUCUCAUUGACUGGAAAAGAAAAUCCUGAAAUUGAAAGAGAUCUACAAUAGCACUAAGUGUAAAUUAUUAUACGCUUAUUGGCUGGAUGACAUUGCCUGUCCUGAGAGAGAUCACGCACAGACAGACAGUAUGUACAGUCUAAGAGAUAGACAGACAGAUAAGCCACAGCCAGAGGUGAACAGAGAGCUGGAGGGGAAUCAGAGAAUUUCCUUGUGUUGUCCCUGUUGUGGAGUAUACUGUAGUAGAGGUCCCCUGUGGGCACUUAGUCCCAGCUGUCUGCUGGAGGCCCACUGCAGCCAGGGAGUGACAUGCAUCAGCCCAGGCCUAGUCACUAGUCCUCCUAGAGAUCACACCCAGAGGAACAAUCUCAGAGAAACACAUCAAUGCCACAGCCUGUCAAAUGUCAUUGUAUUGUUACUGCUGUGAUGGUGUGUGUGUGUAUGCGUUCGUGUGUUUGCAUCUGAUCCGUAUCCCGCACUCACAUCUCUCAGUGGCCCUCCAUCAUCUCUCAGUGGCCCUCCAUCAUCUCUCAGUGACCCUCCAUCAUCUCUCAGUGACUAUUUUCCAUUAACCCGCCUGCCUGCUAUAAAGACCCUUAGGCAGGCUUAUACCUGUGGAGGAGGAGCAGGGAGGAGAGGUGCUGUAAAGGCUGGCGCUGAUGUGACUCUCUCUCUCUCUCUCUCUCUCUCUCUCUCUCUCGCUCUCUCUUUCUCAACCUAUCUCUCUCUCCCUCUCUCUCUAUUUAGGUGUUUAAGCCCAUCACCAAUGAAGAAGUCCCCCAGAGCACAGGCAGCAGAAGACUCAUUAGCUUCUCCCUCUCAGGUGAGCAUGGCCCAGCACCCCCCACCACCCCCGUUACCCUGACAACACAUCUCUACAGGGUUGGGCCAGCACACGUGCCAGCAUCAUUGUGGCAAAGGGCAACACACAGCUUGCGUCUCCAUAGCAACUCAUCCCAGGAUUCAGAUACAGUACUAUCAUCCAUCUGGAGUACAUCAUGUUCAUAACAGGAAGGAAUGUUCUGUGCCAACUGCCAACUGGCAUGAUACAGAAUGCUAGCAGUUAGAGAAAUAUCGACAAACCCACACUUACAUGACGGUGACGAACAGGAUUCCUUUCUCCUAACACUUCCAUACUUAAAUGGGGCUGUUUCAUUCCCAAACGCUGCAUGAAGAAAUACAUCACAUCUGUAGAAAUGUCACAAAAGCAUCCUAACAAGUAAGGUUGUGACUCAUCAUAGGAAAAGCACAGUGAGUCUAUUGUGCUAAGUGUUUCUGACAGUCCUGAGUUGGGUUGGAUUCCUAACUGUGAGGGAUGCAGCAGCAGUAGAGGCGGUAUGAUCCAGUUCCAUCUUAUUCACAGUGAGGUAGUGCAGACGAAAGGUGGGUGUGACAGCUUGCUAAGUCAUGUAUCCAAACGGUUCUCUCCCCCAUGGGAGAUGUCAGGAGGAGGCAGAUGUGAUUUCAGACAGCAGCUCUUCCCCCUUCGUCUUCAGCUUUGAUCAACACAGGCUUACAAAUACUAAACAAACAGACUGACUGUAGUUGUCCCUGUCUAGUCCCAGAUCACUAGAAGGCUAUGCUACUGUAUGACAUGGCUGUCACAAAUAUUAGAGAGCAGAGAUGGAGAGAAGUUAAAGUUAAAUGCCAUGCUAUGCAAAAUAAUAAUUCUGUCUAGACUUAUUUUUCAGGGUGAGUUUAUGCCCCUCUAUUGUAGAAGUACAGCAUACUGUGGCAACACAUAUUUAACAGGAUAUUGAACUGAAUUGAUUUGCAGAGCUAAAAGGAACAUUCUCUUUCUCAAGGACAUUCCUGCUGCCUGCACUCUGCUCCUCUUUGUCAGAAGUAUGGGAUUUUCUUAAGCCCUUAAAGGUGUCAUUUUAAGGGCCUUUUAUCCUCCUUGUGUCCUCCUCUAUACUCUCAUCGUCUCUGGUAGAUUUCCACGCCACGGGGCUGAAGAAAGGGAUGUUCUUCAACCCUGACCCCUACCUGAAGAUCGCCAUCCAUCCCGGCAGGAAUAGCAUUUUUCCGGCGCUGCCACACCACGGCCAGGAGAAACGCUCAAGCAUCGUUUGUAACACCAUCAACCCCCGCUGGCAGAGAGAG
This is a messenger RNA of Coregonus sp. 'balchen', 16524 nucleotides long. NCBI's taxonomy places the organism in Eukaryota, Metazoa, Chordata, Actinopteri, Salmoniformes, Salmonidae. The record is from the annotation of a GenBank genome assembly.